This is a messenger RNA of Phytophthora sojae, 639 nucleotides long. RefSeq lists its product as hypothetical. The record is from RefSeq and is a predicted model, not a curated record. The transcript has a single exon. Lineage: Eukaryota; Oomycota; Peronosporomycetes; Peronosporales; Peronosporaceae. The annotation marks the transcript as partial.
AUGAGAACAGUAAUCAUUUUCUGGGCUGCGGUCGGGUUGGGUCCGUUUUUUCUGCAACUGCGAGGCUUCGCAAAGUUUUCGACGCCGCACAAGAUUACAGAAAGCCUGAUCACUCCGGUGGACGCGAUGAUGGAGACGUCAGAUCUGUUCAAGGUUUGUCCAGUCACGUCCAUGUUUUUCGCCGGAGCCCGGUGGAACGCUUGCCCAACUCACUACUUCCGGCUGGAGGAUCGAAUACUGUGUCAUAUCGUCGUCCCGCAGUACAACGCUCACGGGGGCUACUUUAUCGUAAAUCGCACUACUAUUCCGCACGAAAACUCGCCGUCAAGCUGCGAUGAUAACAGAUUCCCACUCAAUGGCAAUUUUUACCACGUCAGUAUCGGAUUCUACUCGAUCUACGCCGAAAUGUCGGGGACAUUCUGUUCUUCCGACGACACGGCAUACCUAACUGUGAGCGGAGUGGGUACGUACGACAUUAACGGUCUCCAACUUGCUGACGACAGGGGCAGUGGGGGAUACAGGAUGUCGUACUGGAACAUCUUUACUGGAACAUCCUUCACCCUCGUCAGGAUCUUCACACAACGACGAAGCUUCGUCUCCUGUAGGAGAUUUGCCAAACGCUGCGACCAAAUGUCUGAG